This is a messenger RNA of Dendroctonus ponderosae (mountain pine beetle), 2388 nucleotides long. RefSeq lists its product as uncharacterized. Bases 66 to 1379 code for a protein of 437 amino acids. The transcript is spliced from 4 exons. Gene Ontology annotation, molecular function: zinc ion binding. Gene Ontology annotation, cellular component: nucleus. The record is from RefSeq and is a predicted model, not a curated record. Lineage: Eukaryota; Metazoa; Arthropoda; Insecta; Coleoptera; Curculionidae.
GCGACAGGUGACACUUUGACAGAUAGGUUACAUUUGAUUGACAGCUUUUUCCAUUUUUUUUGCUAAUGUAUUUUUUAGAAAAAAUAUGCAGAAUAUGUGUUCGACCUGGUGCUCCGCUGGUGGACGUCGAGACAGUCGAUUUCGACAUGGUGAGGUUAAGUGAGAAAUUGGAAAUUUGCGCCAAUUUGGCCAUUUCAGACGAUUCAAUUUCAAGUGAGAUAUGUGAAAAAUGCCUGAACAAACUACGGGUUUCUUAUCAUUUCCUCGACAUGUGCAAGAAAAGUACCAACAUUCUUUAUGGAUACGUAGAAAAACUUCAAGAUAGCAAAAACUCACAAUUUGAUAAUUGUAAUUUGCAUGUUGCGCUCGAAAAGCUGCCUGAAGGUGAACUAGUCGACGAUGAACACACUGAUGUUAACAGAAAUAUAGUGGAUUUGUUCAGGAAAGUGUCGGACGUUUCUAAUAAAAUAAGCAGAAGAAAUUCUAAUUUGAAGAGAAAGCAGCGGAUUACCAAGGGACAGAGGAGUUAUUUACUCCAGCAGUUACUAAAGACACCUAAAAAGGACGGACGCAAGUCAACAUCCAAAAUGGGCCAUUAUCAUCGAAGUGCUUUGAGGGACAUCCUGGAUUUUACAAUAAACUAUAAGUUUAGCUGUGAAAUAGGCAAGCAGGAAAACAGAGUCCAACAAAGGAGAAACAAAAGCCCUCUGGACAAUUUGGUUGAUUUUUCAGAAAACUACUUUAGAAGGGAUUUCUCAGAGUUUAAAAACCACAUCCUGUGCGUUAUUGAAAAUCAACGCUUUAAUGAGCAUCGACUUAGUUUUUCAUUAGAUGACGACUAUGGGACGCAAAGUGAAUCCGAACAGGAAUUAGAAUUUGAGAACGUUGUGGUGGAGCCUGAUAUUGAAAUUAAAUGCGAAAAAUCUGACUAUGAUUAUGAAGAUUCACACCGCCAGUGUCUCUUAAACUGCCUAGAAACCUCCUUCGAAGAAGAGGAUGUGAUAGUGAAAGUUGAAGAUCCGGAGUCAGCAAAAUGUGGCCAAUCCUUGGUAAUAAAAAAAUCUGGUUCAGCUUUAAAUGAAUCUCAAGUUCUCGAUAAAAAGGACCUUCAUGGUACAAGUUUAGCAAACUUCCAGAGUAGCAUAUGCAGAAGCCCUUCAUCGGCAGUUUUGCUUCUGGACAGGUUAGUGUCGAGUUACCCCAUUGUAUCCAAAAAAGUGUUUUCGCCUAGUAAUGUUCGAUGCAGAACGAGAAAUCAUCCCUAUAUCAAUCCCAUGUUGAAAAAUCAAUUUUUGUUUAGAAAUUUCAACUGUGAGAGAUGUAAUAAGUCGUUUAAAAGUCAGGGCUAUCUGAAUGCGCAUGUUUCCAAAGUUCACUAAACUAGAAUGUUUUCAAUUAAUCGUUAUUAGAUCGAGUACUUUGGGUGAAGAACAAACACUAAUUUAAUUUGAAAAAUCAAAGUAAUCAACCCGAAAUAAAAAUGUCGGGUUAUUUUGUAUUUCCUAUUCGACUGUUUUGUAUUAAGCGGUUCUGAAUACUUAGGCUCAAGCUCUUGUGAAUUUGCAUCGAUUUCCAAAACGUGUUGUGGAUCAUUAGCAAGGAAAUGCUCCCAAUUUAAUUUAUUUUUUGUGGUUUGAGGCGUUCGUUUGAGAAUAAAUAUAAAAUCGAAGGGCUUCAAUAAUAUUCGUUCAUUUAAUUAAAUUUUUAUUUUAAUAAAUUGAAAACUCAUUCAAUUUCCUACCGACAGCAAAGGUUUUAUAGUGUGCAACAAGAGAGUAUGGCGACUUUUAUCUUAUAAUCGGCAAAAAUCUUUUACAUAUGGCUUGUUAGUGAGCAACAAUAUCAGUUAUUACAUUGUAGUAUCUUAAUUUACUUAAUAGUGAAUAUGUUACAGUUGAUGCAAAUUUGCAAGCACUUUUUUACUAUAACUAAAAGUAUUAUCUGUAUAUUGGCAUUAAAUAAUUGUUGUGAAAUUAAUAUGUAAACAAAUGUGAUUCUAUAUGCGUCCUAUGUAAGAAGUUAAGAUUGCGAGGACACUGAACAAAGCAAAGGAUUUUUAUUAUGUGAACUAGUCAAAAUUAGUUUGUUUUGUUACAACUUUCUUGAUCCUCAACGUUCAGUGUCUUUGCCACGUUAAUCAAUAUAUUCCGAAUUAUUGUUGUUUUUUUCAUACAUUUAUAUAUCUUGAAGAAUUGCGAAGUUUAGGUGUUAUGGAAUAAGCCGUACUACUAUUGUUCAAUCCGAAUUUAUACAACCCGUGAUUAUGAAUGUUUCAUAUAUAACAUGUACCUUAUCUGAAUUAUUACAUAUAUUGUUCGCUAUGUAUCUUGUAGAAUAUAUUUUUAUUUUGUUACAAUUAUUUUUAAUAAAUCUUUUUAAGAAGUUUAA